AGUUUCUUCACGGCACUUAUCAUCGCCUGGAAUUAUCUUGUUUAUUUUCUUCUGAUGCCUCUACUACAUACAGUACACAUUCAAUAAAUACUUACAUGCCGAAAGGGGUGAAUUUUACUGAGUGUAAAUUUAAAAUUAAAAAUUUAUAUGAAAUGCAGAGUCCUGAGUUUCACUCAAGGCCUUCUGAAUAAAAAAAUCUCUGGGGUGGUGUCUCCCUGUAAUAUGUGUGCACUCUAAAGUUUCAGAUCAUUUCUCCAAGUCUGUGAGGGUAACUGGUGCUUUGCAGUCCAGAUGGCCGCAUUCCUCAUGGCAACUUCCUCUUUUGGAUUCCUUGGUGUUAUUUCUGGUCAGCAGACCUCAGUUGGGACCAUUGUAAUCCAUUAAGGGGCAUGCAAUGUCAAAUCUCAAAAUGGGGAAAGUUUUCUCUAGAGGUCAAGAGAUACAAGAGCGGACCUGUCGAGUCUCUGGCAUUGUUUGUCUGCUUACAGCACUAAAGGGGAACACUGGAGUGACUCUUUUAACCAAUACAAUCUUUGUUAAGGCAACUGCUUCCAAGUGUCUGUCCACUGAAGAGUUACUAGCAUCCGCCUUAUCAGGCCCCAGAUUACGCUUUCUUCUCAAUUAAAUUCAAGUGUUUAAGGAUCGCUGAAUUCUAAGUCCAGCGUGACCUCCAUCUCUGUGGAGGAACAAGACAUGGUCUAGUCAUGGUCUACCUUACAAGGUAAUCAACUGUCUUGAAGCUUGAAAAACACUAUGUUCUUCUUUCCACUUUGUUUCCAGUUUUUUGUUUUUGUUUUUAAUAAACGAAACAGUGAGGAGGACAUUGCUGAAUGAAUUUUACAGAUUCCCCUCCCCACCAGUGGGUGUUUUCCAGUCUCAAGUCUUUUGCUUAGUUGUGCUUUCUUCCCCUUCUUCUUGGUUAGCCAAUUAGUUUAGCAGUUUUGUGUGUCUUACCGUCAUUAACACCCUCUAUUCGUUUGAGUUCCAGCGUGGGAGGUACUUUUACAUGUAAAUCUGUCUUCAAAACAAUGUAGCAAGGUAGAUGUCUGGGAAGGGAACACUCCCUGAAGGUUCCAAGGUUCAAAGUUUUUUCGAGAUUUAGUUGCCAUUCUUAUUCAGGGUGUGUAACGAGGGCUGGGCGUCUUGCUCCAAAGCUUGGGCUCAUUUCUGUGCACCUGGCUGCCCUUUGGGGAGGCAAUUUUAAGGGAUGGUAGGAUGUGGAAGCCUGAGGUUAAGAAAUGAGUGAUUGAGUUGCCGGUUCAUCAGUGUUGGAUAAUAUUUCGUGUUUCUGAAAAUCAUUUCCUUUUUCAGAAUGGGAAAGGGUAAAGGAGAGAUGCAGUGAGGGGCUCCAGGGUUGGGCAAGGACUGAGCAAAGACGCAGUCGCUCAGUCAGAGGUGGCGGCGCCAUCAGCCCCAGGAGGAGCGGCGCUCGGAUCGCGCUGCACUCCGGGAGGCUGGAGCCUGAGGCCCAGGAAGGCGCUUGACCACCGGUCGAGGCCCGCGCCGCCUUCGGAGUUGGCGCGUAACAUCCGUACAGCUGAGCCUCCGCAGGCAGGUCGGCUUCAGGUGCAAAACUGAGGGCGCCAAGCAGGAGCACGCCCGUAAGCCGGCGGCGCGCUCCCCCCGCCACAUCCCCUGGUGCGGCUGCUCAGCACACCGAGCAUCUCGGGUGCGGGGGGCUGGCUCGGCCCCGAAAAGCACUCCAACCCGUCUAAUCCGGCCACCGAGGUUGAACGUUUCCCCACCUCCGCGGCCACGGGACCCUCAGGGCCGGCUUGACCCUGAAUCCUAAGAGUCGGCUUUUCUGAUUGGCUGAGAGUACAAACGCAAGCGAGCGCUGACUGAGACCCGCUCUUUGAUUGGGUUUUAAAUGAACAGCAGAGCACGAAAUAAAGAGGCCUUCAGUCAUUGGGCCAUUGUGUGAAUCUCCUUUUGGCUUUCUCUGCCGCCUGAAUAAGCGUCUCAGGAUCUUCGUCAUGAGUCUUAAAUCUGGGCCUGUCAGUUCGCCCCAGCAUUACUCGUCUCUAAGCAGGGCAUGGGGUUUACGGAGUUCAACCAAUCAUAUGACGUCGAGAUCAGGUUGCCAGGCAGAUUAUGCUAAUAAGGCCCCGCCUUUUAUGCUGCUCCCACUCUGCGGCGGGAAGAACCACCUGGAGGUGGCGGGGGGGGUUUGAUUUCCAUCACCCCUAGGGAGAGAGGAUCGGGGACCCGCUGAUCUUCCAGCUCCCCUCACCCAACGUCGUGCACGUUGCAGAGAGGUCUUUCCGUCCUUCAUGAACACGCGCGUGGUGGACAGAUGACUGUCCCCCACCCUGUGCUGUUCUAGGUGCCCUGGACGUGGAGCUGUCCAGUAGGGGGAAGGAUGGAUUCCAAAGAUGACAGCUCACAUGUGUGGUCUACAUCUGCAGAACAUGAAGAGAAUGCUGCACAGGUGCACUUUGUUCCUGACGCUGGAACUGUGGCUCAGAUUGUCUACACCGAUGACCAGGUUCGUCCACCCCAGCAGGUGGUAUACACGGCAGAUGGUGCCUCCUACGCUUCAGUGGACGGUCCUGAGCAUACGCUGGUGUACAUCCAUCCUGUGGAAGCUGCACAGACUCUGUUUACAGACCCAGGGCAGGUAGCUUAUGUCCAGCAGGAUGCUACAGCUCAGCAGGCCUCAUUACCGGUGCAUAACCAGGUGUUACCUUCAAUUGAGGGUGUGGACGGUUCAGACCCUUUGGCAACACUGCAGAACCCUAUGGGUAGACUGGAGGCCAAAGAGGAAGAGGAUGAGGAUGAGGAUGAAGAUACUGAGGAAGAAGAGGAGGAGGAUGGUGAAGACACAGACCUGGAUGACUGGGAACCGGAUCCGCCUCGGCCCUUUGACCCGCAUGACUUAUGGUGUGAAGAGUGUAAUAACGCUCAUUCUUCAGUGUGCCCGAAGCAUGGCCCCUUGCAUCCAAUCCCCAAUCGGCCUGUGCUCACUAGAGCACGAGCGAGCCUCCCCCUGGUCCUCUACAUCGACAGGUUCCUUGGAGGGGUGUUCUCCAAAAGGCGCAUUCCCAAGCGCACCCAGUUUGGCCCUGUGGAGGGACCCCUCGUCAGGGAGUCCGAGCUGAAAGACUGUUACAUUCAUCUGAAGGUUUCUCUUGAGAAAGGGGACAGAAAAGACAGGGAUUUGCAUGAAGACUUGUGGUUUGAAUUGUCUGAUGAGACCCUAUGUAACUGGAUGAUGUUCGUACGUCCAGCCCAGAAUCACCUGGAGCAGAACCUGGUGGCUUACCAAUAUGGUCACCACGUGUAUUACACAACAAUAAAGAAUGUAGAACCCAAACAGGAACUGAAGGUGUGGUAUGCUGCAUCCUAUGCUGAGUUUGUGAACCAGAAAAUUCAUGACAUUUCUGAGGAAGAAAGGAAAGUUCUUCGCGAGCAGGAGAAGAAUUGGCCCUGCUACGAAUGUAACCGCCGAUUUAUAAGCUCGGAGCAGUUGCAGCAGCAUCUCAAUUCCCAUGAUGAAAAACUGGAUGUGUUUAGCAGAACAAGAGGCAGAGGAAGGGGACGAGGCAAGAGGCGAUUUGGCCCAGGUCGACGGCCAGGGCGCCCUCCAAAAUUUAUCCGCUUGGAAAUAACCAGCGAAAAUGGGGAAAAGUGUGAUGACACGACACAGGACUUGCUACAUUUUUCCACGAAGGAGCAGUUUGAUGAGGCUGAGCCAGCGACUCUGAACGGGCUGGAUCAACCAGAGCAGACUGCUCUCCCCAUCCCACAGCUGCCACAGGACACCCAGCCUUCUCUGGAGCAUGAGCCAGAGACUCACAGCCUGCAUCUGCAGCCCCAGCAUGAGGAGAGCGCGCUGCCCGCCCAGAGCACUCUGACGGCCGAUGACAUGCGCAGAGCCAAGCGUAUCCGAUUGGAGCUGCAGAAUGCAGCUCUUCAGCAUCUGUUUAUCCGGAAGUCCUUCCGGCCUUUUAAGUGUUUGCAAUGUGGGAAGGCCUUCCGUGAAAAGGACAAACUGGACCAACAUUUGCGCUUCCACGGGCGGGAGGGGAACUGCCCGCUGACCUGUGAUCUCUGUAACAAGGGCUUCAUCAGCAGUGCGUCCUUGGAGAGCCACAUGAAGCUCCAUUCAGAUCAGAAGACUUAUUCUUGCAUUUUUUGCCCAGAAUCCUUUGACCGCCUUGAUUUGUUGAAGGAUCAUGUGGCCAUUCAUAUCAAUGAUGGCUGCUUCACCUGCCCAACCUGUAAGAAACGAUUCCCAGAUUUUAUCCAGGUGAAAAAACACGUGCGAAGCUUCCACUCAGAAAAGAUCUACCAGUGUACAGAGUGCGACAAGGCCUUCUGUCGUCCUGACAAACUGCGUCUCCACAUGCUCCGACAUUCGGACCGCAAAGAUUUCCUGUGUUCCACAUGUGGAAAGCAAUUCAAGCGAAAAGACAAACUACGGGAACAUAUGCAGAGGAUGCAUAAUCCUGAGAGAGAGGCCAAGAAAGCCGACCGCAUCAGCCGCUCCAAGACGUUCAAGCCUCGUAUCACGUCCACAGACUACGACAGCUUCACGUUCAAGUGCCGCCUGUGUAUGAUGGGCUUCCGGAGACGGGGCAUGCUGGUAAAUCACUUAUCAAAGAGGCACCCAGACAUGAAGAUAGAAGAGGUGCCAGAGUUAACUCUGCCCAUCAUAAAACCCAACCGCGAUUACUUUUGUCAGUAUUGUGAUAAGGUUUAUAAAAGUGCCAGCAAGCGAAAAGCCCAUAUUCUGAAGAACCAUCCAGGGGCUGAGCUCCCACCAAGCAUUCGCAAACUCCGUCCAGCUGGCCCUGGAGAACCAGACCCCAUGCUGAGCACCCACACCCAACUCACUGGCACGAUCGCCACCCCUCCCGUCUGCUGCCCUCACUGCUCCAAACAGUACAGCAGCAAGACCAAGAUGGUACAACACAUUCGAAAGAAGCAUCCAGAGUAUGCCCAGCUCCCUAACACCUUACAUACACCACUGACAACAGCCGUGAUCAGUGCUACCCCAGCUGUGUUAACCACAGACAGUGCCACUGGAGAGACUGUGGUGACAACAGACCUCCUGACCCAAGCCAUGACAGAGCUGUCCCAGACGUUAACAACAGAUUACCGGACGCCGCAAGGGGACUACCAGAGAAUUCAGUAUAUUCCUGUGUCACAGUCUACAUCUGGUCUUCAGCAACCGCAGCAUAUACAGCUGCAGGUGGUGCAAGUAGCUCCGGCCACGUCCCCUCACCAGUCUCAGCAGUCCACUGUGGACGUCGGCCAGCUCCAUGAUCCUCAGACCUAUGCCCAGCAUGCCAUCCAGGUACAGCACAUCCAAGUCACAGAGCCCACUGCCCCUGCUUCAUCGUCAUCCCAGGUAUCUGGGCAGCCCUUGAGCCCUGCCUCCCAGCAGUCCCAGCAAGGGCUCAGUCCCUCCCAUAUACAAGGCAGUUCCUCCACACCUGGCCAGGCUCUCCAGCAGCAGCAGCAGGGCUCCUCUGUACAACACACCUACCUACCCAACGCUUGGAAUUCUUUCCGUGGCUACUCAUCAGAGAUUCAAAUGAUGACGCUUCCCCCAGGUCAGUUUGUGAUUACAGACAGCAGUGUGGCCACUCCUGUCACCACUGGCCAAGUGAAGGCAGUUACGCCGGGUCAUUAUGUGUUAUCAGAAGGUCAACCAGAAUUGGAGGAAAAGCAAUCUUCUGCUCUCUCUGCGGGAGUCCAGGUUCAGCCAGCCACACACGGUGACUUGGACCCCCAGACCACCAGCCAACAGCAGCCCACACAGUACAUCAUUACAGCCACCACCAAUGGGAAUGGGAGCAGUGAAGUGCAUAUCACUAAACCUUAACUUCCACCCUGGAGCUAGAAUCCAGCAGUCACAUCAUGUCUUUUCUCAUUCAGAAGUCUGAAAGCUUCCAACAGUUGGAACUCUUUUUUAAGAUUUAUCAUUCACUCAAGAAUUUGGAAACCACAGUUUUGACACUGUACACACCCCAGGGCUUCUUUUAUCAAGGUCAUCUUUACCAAAAUGACUCUUCAAGCCCUAGGAACUUCUGCCAUGGAAUGGAGACCUUUAAGCGGAAAGUGGAUUUCAAGGUGGAGAGACUUUGCCUUGGUCUUGAGUUGUUUUUUUUAAUACAUUGGUGGGCCUUACUUUUCCUUUGUGGAAAUAUUAAGUGGUGUAUCACGUUUGUACCAAAGGUGGAGAAAGGAUGUGCCAAGUUCAUGGCCACUGGACUUCUUAAUUCCGCGCCGUGGCACCAUAGGAGAGGGGCAUUUCAUUAGGUCAGAACUGCUUCAUCUUCUGAGUUUGCAUUUUCAGUAAUUUAACAAAGGGAGCCUAUUGAAUAUGAAAAUAAAAAUGAUGAAUAGGUUUGACAGUGAUGUUCUGAAGGAAAAAUUGUUGUCUAGAUUUUUCUUAUUGCUGAUCAAAACAAAACAAAACAAAACAAAACAAAACAAAACGACUUGCCUCUUUGGGAAAACUGUUGGCAGGCCAUUACUGGUAGUGCUUUGCACAGAUGCUGGCCUUCAGCAGCUUAGGCCAGAACCUCCUGUUCUGAUAGAAGUUACUUUCUUAGUCUACAAUGGUAGACUCCCUGUAAGAGAAAAGGUUUGUUUGAUGUCAGCAGAAUUUGAACUCCUACAUUAAAGCUUUGCCUCCUGUUCUCUGGUUGUGGUGUAUUAAGAAGGAGGUAUUCAAGAUAUCGGUACCAAGAAAAAUUACUAAGAUAAUUAUGUAUAGAUAAAGUGGAAAGCACUUGUCCUGCCUUGCAGGAUCCAUUUACCAUUCAUUGGUGAAGGAUGAAUUCCUUGAUCUUACCAGGUGUACAUUCAACUCACAUCAUUCAGUGUAUUUUAAUACUUCUCAUGCUGUCUUAAAAUGAACAUUCUUUAAGGUUGGAUGGAAAAGUGGCCCUCCUUAUUUCCUAACACUUUUAACUUCUGCAUAUUAUAACUCAUCUGGACCUUUUGAUAAGAUGACCACCUUCACACUUAGGGGAAAAAUAGAAAUAUUGGGACCAUUUAUAUGUCAAGGCAAUUAUAAGGGAUAUGGAAGAAAUCUAAUCUUUAUGUAUCUUACACUGUCAUUUGGGAGAGGGAAAAAAUCUGCUCAGUGACAGUUUUGUUUUCUUUUUUUUUUUUUUUUUUUUUUACAUGUCUUCCUGUUUGCAGUCUUGUUAACUAUGAAUUCAAUGGGGAGAAAGUAUUUCCCUUCUUUUUACUGUACAUUCCAAUUGUACACAUAAAACAUCGCAGAAAUCAGAAUGUAUUUUAACAACUUUUUGUGACAUACUAACGCAUUUUUAGAGUACUUAUUGUGUGAUAGAAUUUACCACUCCAGAAUAGAAAGACCUAACUUCAAUUUCAAAUGAAGUUAGCUAAUCUAUUUUAUUUACAUUUCUGGGUAAAAACUCAUUCUGUAAAUUAAAAGUAUAGGCUUCAUCACAGUAAAGAUACCUUCCUGGAAAGGAAACAAUUCUGUUGAAAUAACUUUACUAAUAUGUAGAUUUUGCACUUUAUUUUUGAGACCUCAUCCAUUCAGUUAUCCCUGAAAAUUUGGGCACUAAGAGAAUAUGAGAAAGUUACUUGAUAAAUGUGUAGGAAUUAGGGAUGGACUCUAUCUUUGGUAACAAAGAGGUAAUGUCGAUGUUUUCAAUAGAAAAUAUUGACCCUGAGUCACAAAACAGAGACUCUGGGUCCCAAAGUCCCACAGUGUAAUGAUUGUAAAUAUCUUAGUGUCCGAUCCAGAAAGACUAGGUGAGGAAUAUUAGACUUUGCCAAAGGUCCAGUUUAAUUUUUACACCUUAAAUUUGGCCCUGUUGGGUCCUUUUUAAUUUGAACCAGCAAGGUACCUCCCCUUCCCUCAGGAAUAACUUAUUGAUUAAAAUAGAAAUCUGUCACUGAACGGAAUGUUCAUUUUAUGCCAGUUAUUUCAAGUUGUAAAAUACACAGAAGAAAAUACUUUGGAAGGACCUCUCUGUUUCUUUGCCAUCUAAUUUUUUUUUUUAAUUUUAAUUUUUAUUUUUUUUUACUUUUUUUUGUCCUUAUGUGGAGCAAGUAAAGGAUCUGAAACUAUUUUGUAUCAACCAGAGAUGCAGGUGGCGGUAAAGCCAAACAACACUUCUUUAAGAUCAGGUAUUCUGCACGUUCAUUCCAAGUUGAUAGAUUUUCAAAAGGACUUGGAUUUGAAAAGAUGGUAGAUUAAAGCCAUCUGAAGACCAAUAUAUGGGGGAAAAAUGUGUGUAGCCAAUGUUUAUAUUGUGGCCUCUCUUCAGACGCAUUGGCACUCUAAACUUCAAUCAGUGCAGUGUGAAAAUUUCAGAGUAGGUUACGUAUAGAUUUUACAUUUUUAUCGUUUGAUUUGUGCCCACAUAAAUAGACAUUUCAUCAUGUAAAAUUCCUAUUAUUCUGGAAAAACCUAUUGUUUUGAUCUUGAAUUGUUUUCUGAUUUGGAAUUAUCCUUUCAAAAAACUCUCAAGAUAUCUAGGGCUAAAAAGCACUUCAUGAGAUGCUAAAGCUGACCCACAGGUUGAAAAUGUUGACCCUAUCCUGUUAUUUAAAUGUGAACAUUUAUUGUACAUUCAGUGAGUUAUAGUGUUAAUAGUCUUGUGCUACUCAGCAGGUGUAAAAAUUAAUAAAUAUUUUUUUUUAAUAAACA
Leopardus geoffroyi (Geoffroy's cat) is the source of this 8647-nucleotide messenger RNA. RefSeq names its product PR/SET domain 10 (gene PRDM10). Gene Ontology annotation, molecular function: DNA-binding transcription factor activity; histone deacetylase binding; RNA polymerase II cis-regulatory region sequence-specific DNA binding. Gene Ontology annotation, cellular component: nucleus; cytoplasm. The transcript is spliced from 23 exons. Gene Ontology annotation, biological process: cell fate commitment; regulation of transcription by RNA polymerase II. The coding region runs from base 2363 to 5833 and encodes 1156 amino acids. NCBI's taxonomy places the organism in Eukaryota, Metazoa, Chordata, Mammalia, Carnivora, Felidae. The record is from RefSeq and is a predicted model, not a curated record.